Cladophialophora bantiana CBS 173.52 is the source of this 1539-nucleotide messenger RNA. RefSeq lists its product as uncharacterized. Bases 1 to 1539 code for a protein of 512 amino acids. NCBI's taxonomy places the organism in Eukaryota, Fungi, Ascomycota, Eurotiomycetes, Chaetothyriales, Herpotrichiellaceae. The record is from RefSeq and is a predicted model, not a curated record. The transcript is spliced from 4 exons. Gene Ontology annotation, molecular function: monooxygenase activity; oxidoreductase activity, acting on paired donors, with incorporation or reduction of molecular oxygen.
AUGGGUUCCGUCCCAGGGAUCAAUGGCUCUCAUGAGCCAGUGAAGAAGCAAAUCCUGCUCAACGCGUUCGAUAUGUCGACCGUGGGUCAUCUUUCGCCUGGUCAAUGGAAGAAUCCAAAGGACAAGUCUGCAACAAAGAGGAAACUCGAUUACUGGAUUGAACUUGCGAAGAUUCUUGAACGUGGCGAUAUCAAUGCACUGUUUCUCGCCGACACGUAUGGCGGAUAUGAUACGUACGAGGACAGCCUCGACAAUUGCAUCCGACGCGCUGCACAAUGGCCCAUGACGGAUCCGACAAUUCCAAUCUCUGCAAUGGCGGCAGUGACAAAGAACCUCGCGUUUGGCAUCACUGCCUCGACGUCUUUUGAGCCUCCAUUCCUGCUGGCGAAGCGCUUCUCGACUCUCGACCAUCUCACCAAUGGACGUAUUGGCUGGAAUAUUGUGACAUCAUGGAAAAAGGCAGCAUUCAAGGCCAUCGGCCUUGACAACCCCAUUGACCACGAUGAGCGGUACCUGCAGGCUGACGAGUAUCUGAGAGUCCUGUACAAGCUUUGGGAGGGUUCGUGGGCGAAUGACGCGCUCGCCCCCGAUCCCGAAGCGGACACGUAUAUCGACCCAGACAAAGUGCGAACGAUCCAUCACCAUGGCAAAUAUUUUAACCUCGACUCUCGACAUAUUGUGGAUCCUUCACCUCAGCGAACACCUUUUCUCUUCCAGGCUGGCACUUCACCCGCAGGAUCUGCUUUCGCCGCCACACACGCGGAAGCAAUCUUUGUCUCUUCACAUAGUCCGCUAGUGCUCAGGCCCAAGAUCGACAAGAUUCGGCAACUUGCCAAAGAGAAAGGGCGCGACCCACAAUCGAUCAAGUUCUUUGGCACAUUCACUCCAAUUAUCGGACGAACCGAAGAAGAGGCCCAAGAGAAGUUCGCCGAGGCGAAGAAAUAUGCCUCCACGAUUGGCGGGCUCGUGCUGUUCUCUGGUUGGACUGGGAUCGAUAUUUCCAAGAUCCCCCUUGAUCAGGACAUCACUGCUGCAGAUUCCACAGAGGCUCAUAAAGUAAGAAGCAUGCUGGACGCUUUUACAACAACAAGCCCUGACGUGCCGAGAUGGACGCCGAGGGUCGUAGCUGAAAAAGCUGCAAUUGGUGGCCUUGGGCCCGUGGGUGUUGGUACUCCACAGAAGGUUGCGGAUGAGAUGGAAAGAUGGAUCAAAGAAGCGGACCUUGACGGAUUCAACCUCGCCUAUGUGACCACGCCGGGGACAUUUGAGGACGUCGUUGACCUGUUGAUUCCCGAGCUGAGACGUCGUGGCCUGUAUCCAGAAGCCAGGGCAGCUGAAGCCGAACCCUUGACGGCUCGCGAAAAAGUAUACGGAGAAGGUCAAAAGGGGCUCAGACACGAUCACGAAGGAGCCAAAUAUCAGUACGACGUGUACAAGGAGGAAACACUGCCUGCUGAAGAGGAGAAGGAAGAAGAGAAUGGCACUUCAACGGUACCGCUGGGAUCAAAGAGCGGAGCUGUGGAUGCCGUCCAAGCCUAA